Molecule: messenger RNA, 809 nt
Organism: Dicrocoelium dendriticum
Lineage: Eukaryota; Metazoa; Platyhelminthes; Trematoda; Plagiorchiida; Dicrocoeliidae
Source: the annotation of a GenBank genome assembly
UGCAGCUCCCAGGUCUAUUACGAUCUUCGAACACAUUGGACACGAGCCCUGGGAAUCCCCGAGCGGACGCAUAUUAUACAGUGUUCGUACGAUGUCAGCCAAGGGUGGGGAUCGCCUGACACCUUUCCUCGCUAAGAUACGCGAUUUUUUGCUGCAAAGGAAGUACAAUAACUCUCUGCGUUAUGCGGAUGGCUGGUCUAAGCGAACUCAACCUCCUUGCUUUCUACCAGAAGGCGCCAAUGCGAACAUAGCCAACAACUACUACUAUAUGCGGGAUAUGCGGCGGAAUGAAGUUAAAAAGCCUGACACAAUCUUUGAAGCUGGUCCGAAGCUGUUAACAGAGUCUGCCAAUCUUUUUCGAUAUCACAGCGGAUACAUGCGAUCUCGCAUAGCACGAGUGGCCGUUGGAAUGCCAUGGGUAAUCUAUUUUUCCCGUGACCGUCACAGCGAGACAAAUUUUGCAUGAUUUUCGGUCAGAAAAAGAUCUUUCGCGUAUCGUUAACGUAUACCAUCUUCAGAGUUUCCACUUUCUCGCGGGUCUGUCGGUGCUCAUCCUGGUGACAAGCAUGACUGGGACCAGCCGUUGCAAAUUUGAGUCGCAGAUCUAUUUUAGUGAACUAUAUUACCCUUCCCCUACAUUUUUCCUCAGACUUCCUCACAGUUCAUUAUAACUUCCCACAUGUUAACUUCGCUCAUCAUUAUUUGGGCUUCAAUUGGACUUCAAUUAUCUUUUCACAUUCGCGAUGUUAUGGUGUCACAUGGUCUCGUGUUUUAUUUAUCUGGCUCAACUUCUCAGACUCAUGUUCCCG